UUAUUAUGGUAGAUAAUAACAAAUUUCACAGUGAAGUCAAGUAAGUAAAAGUAGCGAUAAUUUCAUUCAUCAAAACGACGGCAUUGUUCUGUACACGGUGAAUGAAACGACAACGGUUAUCACUCACACAUUCCAUCUUCUUUCUCUGUUUUUCUCGUUUCUACUACAUUCCUUUUCCACUUCCAUUUCCAUUUCCAACACAACCCUAGAACCAUCCACAUGGCGCUCAUCAACAACUUCUGGAUUCUCUCCUUCAUUCUCUUCCUCAUCGCUUCCCCACUCCUCCAAGUUGUUAGGUGUCAGUCAGAUGAAGCUGCAGCGAAUGCUGGUGAAGUGAGUGACAUUGGAAUUGUUGGUGAUGAAACUGAUGACGCUCAAGACUUUGCGGAUGGAGGCUUUCCUUCUGCUCCGGGAGUUGAUACCAUCUGUGUCUUCCCUAAGAAUAUUGCAAGAUUGGUAAAAGGUGGUGAAGAGGCAGAGCUGCUUGUUGGUCUGAAAAAUGAUGGGCAGUCAAGUUUGAAUGUUGUUGCUAUUAAGGCUAGUGUUCAUCUUCCAUUUGAUCGUCAUCUUCUUGUUCAAAACCUUACUGUUCAGGUUUUCAACAAUGGCUCUGUGCCAUCAUCAGCUCAGGCUAGUUUCCCAUAUAUAUUUUCUGUCAGCAAGUUCUUGCAGCCUGGACCGUUUGAUCUUGUGGGGACCAUUGUAUAUGAGAUAGACCAACAUCCAUACCAAAACACCUUCUAUAAUGGAACAAUUGAAGUUGUUGAGCCUGGUGUUUUAUUCAGCAUGGAAUCUGCUUUUCUUUUUACUCUUGGAACUGCACUUCUUGUCCUACUUGGGCUAUGGAUUAAUGGUCAAAUACAGAACCUUAAGAAACCAAAAAGAUCUUCCAAAGUUGAAGUUGGGACUAAGACUACAGAUCCUUCAAUGGAUGAAUGGCUUGAGGGAACUGCGUAUACUCGGUCUACGUCAAGCAAAUCUAAGAAGAAGUAGAUUAAUAACUCUUCUCUAGCUCAGUCCUGCGAGACUGAGACCCUUCCACGGAGUACAGAAUCAUGUAAUAGACUAGGUUGGAGAGAGAGAAAGAAGUUCUAAAAUUUAGGUUGAAAAGACCAGUCUGUGUUGUAACCUGUAUGUAGCUUAUGAGCAUUUUUAUGGCUAUUGUUUUUCUUCGCACUAAGUUGAGCUUUGUCCAAGAAAAUACUAACAGGGAUCUGAGUUAGUAAUACCAUACGACUUUGAACUGGCA
Messenger RNA from Lathyrus oleraceus (garden pea), 1249 nucleotides. Its product is annotated as translocon-associated protein subunit alpha. The transcript is spliced from 8 exons. Gene Ontology annotation, cellular component: endoplasmic reticulum membrane; endoplasmic reticulum. The record is from RefSeq and is a predicted model, not a curated record. Bases 220 to 993 code for a protein of 257 amino acids. Lineage: Eukaryota; Viridiplantae; Streptophyta; Magnoliopsida; Fabales; Fabaceae.